UGUUAAGGGAAGGGAUUACCGGACAAAAAAAAAAAAGGAAGGGAUUAUCUUUAUUCAUCCUUAUUUGGUUGAAUUGUUAGUUUUCACUGUUUCUAUCGUCGCUAAGAUAUGGAUUAAGGUUCUAAUUCAUGUUUCUGCGGAUUACUGGGAACUUCUGCUAAAAGAAACGAAGAGAAGAUUUCAGUUCGGUCAGAUUUAGCUUCAGUGGAGAAGGGGAUUCUUGUGAUAAAUCAGCUCUGACACUGUUUUAUACAGAUUUGACUUCACUUGGGAUAAAAAUGUUCAACAACAUCGGUGACGAUCUGCCCGGCGAUUCAGCCGGUGAGGGAGGCGGGAACCGUCCUCUUGGAAAUUUCCAGUUGACUCGGCAGCCGUCGAUCUAUUCUCUGACCUUCGAGGAAUUCCAGAACACGAUGGGCGGCUGCCUUGGCAAUGACUUUGGGUCGAUGAACAUGGACGAGCUACUGAAGAAGAUCUGGACAGCGGAGGAAACACAGUCGAUGACCAUGACGUCCACCUCCAGUGCAGGACAAGACGGUCAGCAACUCCAGCGCCAAGGCUCCCUCACUCUGCCGCGAACGCUGAGCCAGAAGGCCGUCGAUGAGGUAUGGAGAGAUAUAGCCAAGGAUUGUGGUGUCGGAAAAGAUGGAAAUGCGGCUGUAGGAGCGAAUUACCCGCAGAGGCAGCAGACUCUGGGAGAGACGACUUUGGAGGAGUUUCUGGUGAGAGCUGGGGUUGUCAGGGAAGAUAUUCAAAUGGGCGGUAAGGUUGGUAGUGGUGUAUUUUUUGGGGAUUUGUCGCGCACAGUGAAUGAGAAUUCUGAAUAUGGAAUCGCAUUACAACAGAUGGGUAGGGGUACAGGAUUAACGGGCAAUCGGACAUCAGAGAGUAAUAAUAAUGGUAGUAGUAGUAACAAUCAGGUUUCCAUGCAGUCUUCAAAUUUGCCUUUGAAUGUGCAUGGAGUUAGAUUAAAUCAAAAUCAGCUGUCUGAGGCUCAAGUGUCGCAUCAGCAGCAGCCACAGAAACCUCAAAUAUUUCCCAAGCAGCCAGCAGUUGGUGGUUACAUGACACAGAUGCAUAUUGAGAGUGGUUUGGCUAGUCCUGGAAUAAGGGGAGGGAUUGUGGGGUUAGGGGAUCAGGGGAUGAACGGUACUGGACUCCAGGGUGGAGGUAUGGGGAGGAUGAUGGGCUUAGGGGUUGGGGUUGGGGUUGGGGCUCUUUCUUCUCCUUCAAACCAGCUGUCUUCGGAUGUGGUUGGGAAGAGUAAUGAUGAUUCGUCUUCGGUUUCACCGGUUCCUUAUGUGUUUAAUGGAGGUUUAAGGGGGAGGAGAAGAAAUGGGGAUGUGGAGAAGGUAAUUGAAAGGAGACAGAAGAGAAUGAUAAAGAACAGAGAGUCAGCUGCAAGGUCACGGGCUCGUAAGCAGGCUUACACCAUGGAAUUGGAAGCUGAAAUUGCCAAGUUAAAAGAAGAGAACCAAGAAUUACAGAAGAAACAGGCAAGCAUCAUGGAAAUGCAGAAACAUCAGGUCAUGGAGAUGAUGAAUGUGCAGCAGGUAGGUAAGAAACGGUGCUUGAGACGGACACAGAGUGGACCAUGGUGAAGUUUCUAUGGUUUCAAGAUUAUGCGUGGUUCCUGAACUUGCUACCGUAUCAAUGAAGGGCAAAGAUGAAGAAGACCCACUAGUUACAAGACCUGCAGCUGACCAACCAUGUAAAUUGCAUAAAGGAGAAUGCAAAGCCCAUGGAACACUUCCAUAAUUCAG
Molecule: messenger RNA, 1763 nt
Organism: Tripterygium wilfordii
Lineage: Eukaryota; Viridiplantae; Streptophyta; Magnoliopsida; Celastrales; Celastraceae
Product: bZIP transcription factor 46-like
Exons: 6
Coding region: 279-1601 (440 amino acids)
Biological process (GO): positive regulation of DNA-templated transcription
Cellular component (GO): nucleus
Molecular function (GO): DNA-binding transcription factor activity
Source: RefSeq, a predicted model, not a curated record